AUGGAUCUUAAUGAAAACCAGCCCGAUACCACCGAAAAUUCUGAUGUUCAUGAAAAUUCGGUGAGAGAAGGCCCCCUUGUUGUCGAAACACUUACUGUUGUUGAAGACGAAGAUGCUACUAAUGAUCAAGCCGAAAAUUCUGCUACAGUUGAUCAUUUUGAAAAUGAUACUGUAGUCGAAGCAUCUAUUCUUAGCGAAUAUGGUUUUCCCUUUGGUCCUUUUGAAUUUUCAGAAAACGAUGAACCUCUUUUAGACCAAAAUAUUGAAGAAAGUGAAUUUCUUUUGGGCCCGUAUAACUUUCAAGGAAUAUAUGAUCCCAUAUUAAACCAACACAUCAGA
Molecule: messenger RNA, 339 nt
Organism: Racocetra persica
Lineage: Eukaryota; Fungi; Glomeromycota; Glomeromycetes; Diversisporales; Gigasporaceae
Source: the annotation of a GenBank genome assembly